CGGUGGGAAACAUGAAGGUUCUGGUCGCACUGUCCGCUGUCCUGGCGCUGGGCGCUGCCCAGUACUCGCCGGUUGGGUACCCGUACUCCGGGUACAGCCCGGUGAGCUACUACGCCGCCGGCGCGUACAACCAUUACGCCCCGACGGCGUACAGCGCGGCGCCAGCCGCUGCCGUCAGCUCGCAGUACCACGCUCAGGAUGAGCUGGGCCAGUUCAACUAUGGCUACGCCGGAGGACCGUCUGCCAAGAACGAGUUCAGGAGGUUCGAUGGCGCCACCGUUGGCAGCUACAGCUACAUAGACGCCAACGGCAAGGUGCAGACCGUCUCCUACACGGCCGACGAUGUCAACGGCUUCCAGGUGAAAGCGACCAACCUUCCUGUGGCCCCGGAGGCAAACCUGCAGGCGCCCGUGUUCAACCUGGAGGCGCCCGUGUUCGACGGCGUGGCUCCCGAGCCGGUGCAGGACACGGCCGAGGUGGCCGCCGCCAAGGCCGAGUUCCGCAAGAAGUACGCCGAGGCGGCGGCCGCUGCCGCCGCUGCGCCCGUGGUCUCUUACGCCGCCCCCGCCGUCCACUACACCACCCCCGUGGUCUCCUACGCUGUCCCCGAGGUGAAGAAGGUUGAGGUCAAGCAUGUGGCCUCUCCCAUCACAUACGCUGCCUCUCCUCUUCCCCUGGCCUAUGGCCUGCACCCGUACGGCUACGGUGCCCCUCUCAUCUACAACGUGGAGGCUAAGGAGGAGACUGCCGCUGUCGAGGAGGCUGCCGAGGAGGAGCCGGCCGUCGCCACCUUCAAGACGGCCACCCUGGAUAAGGUGGAGGCCGACACCCCGGCCGACACCAGCCUGCUCAAGGUGACUGAGAAGGAGCACGAGACGUACGUGCCCAGCGUGGUCCCUUACGCCGCCCCCGCCGUCCAUUACACCGCCCCGGUGGUUUCCUACGCUGUCCCCGAGGUGAAGAAGGUUGAGGUCAAGGCAGUCCCCAUCACCUACGCUGCUAACGCCUUCGCCUACGCUGCUCCUGCCAUCACAUACACCACCCCCGUGGUCAAGAAGGUUGAGGUUAAGCACGUGGCCUCUCCCAUCACGUACGCUGCCUCUCCUCUUCCCUUGACCUAUGGCCUGCACCCGUACGGCUACGGUGCCCCUCUCAUCUACAACGUGGAGGCUAAGGAGGAGACUGCCGCUGUCGAGGAGGCUGCCGAGGAGGAGCCGGCCGUCGUCACCGAGAAGGAGCACGAGACGUACGUGCCCAGCGUGGUCUCUUACGCCGCCCCCGCUGUCCACUACACCGCCCCCGUCGUUCGCUACGCCGUCCCGGAGGUGAAGAAGGUCGAGGUCAAGGCGGCCCCCAUCACCUACGCUGCCUCUCCCCUUCCCCUGACCUAUGGUCUCCACCCGUACAGCUUCGGCACUCCUCUGAUCUACAACGUGGAGGCCAAGGCUGCUGAAGUCGAGGAGAAGGCUGAAUAA
Pollicipes pollicipes is the source of this 1475-nucleotide messenger RNA. RefSeq lists its product as uncharacterized. The coding region runs from base 12 to 1475 and encodes 487 amino acids. The transcript has 5 exons. Gene Ontology annotation, molecular function: structural constituent of chitin-based larval cuticle. Gene Ontology annotation, cellular component: chitin-based extracellular matrix. NCBI's taxonomy places the organism in Eukaryota, Metazoa, Arthropoda, Thecostraca, Pollicipedomorpha, Pollicipedidae. The record is from RefSeq and is a predicted model, not a curated record.